Molecule: messenger RNA, 2282 nt
Organism: Phalacrocorax carbo (great cormorant)
Lineage: Eukaryota; Metazoa; Chordata; Aves; Suliformes; Phalacrocoracidae
Source: RefSeq, a predicted model, not a curated record
AUGGGAACAACCAAGCAAAACAAAAGCCAUCCUAAAUCCACAAAGCAGUACUUCUUACUGGAGGAAAGAGACAGGCUGAAGAACUCGGCUGGUGGGGUCCAAGGUGGCAGUGCUAAUGCCAUUGCAUCCAACAGAGGAAUAAGCCAGGCCAGCCAGAGCAGUGACAAAGGUGCCUUUUCUGCCUCACAAGAUGACAAGCAGGAGACCAGCCACCUCAAGGGUGUGCAUGGCCACAGUGGGUCCUCACACAGCACGGGGAAUAAACAGGAGGGACUGGAGCUCUGCGUGCAGUCACAGGGCCAUGAUCUCAUUGCAGUCACAGGCUUUUCAGGAAAGACAGGCCAGCAAGACGAGGUGGGGGAGCUGCUCUUUAUGCCACCUGAUGAGAAAGAAGUCAAUGAGUCCUUCUACAGCCAGCUAGAAGUACCCUCACAAUUGCAGGCCCUGGUUCUCGUGGGUGACUUCAACCCCCGUGAUAUUUGCCUGAAAAGCAAGAUGGCGAGGCACACACCAUCCAGGAGGCUCCUGCAGAGCAUUGAGGAUAACUUUUUGACACAGACAAAUUUGAAGGAGUGUGUCUCUGUCUUUUUGCAUAGGAAACAGCUGAAAAGCACUUCUAAGUAUAUUUAUCAGACUCUGUUUGUGAAUGGGGAGAACAGCGAUGUCAAAAUUUGUGCUCUGGGAGAGGAGUGGAACUUGCAUAAGAUCUAUUUGUGCCAGUCAGGCUACUUUUCCAGUAUGUUCAGUGGAGCUUGGAAAGAAUCUAGCAUGAACAUCAUAGAGUUGGAGAUUCCUGACCCAAACAUUGAUACAGAAGCUCUACAGGUGGCUUUUGGCUCGCUGUACAGAGAUGAUGUAUUAAUAAAACCCAGUCGAGUAGUUGCCCUUUUAGCAGCAGCCUGCAUGCUGCAGCUUGAUGACUUAAUCCAGCAAUGUGGUGAAACAAUGAAGGAAACCAUUAAUGCAGAAACUGUGUGUGGUUAUUACAAUUCAGCGGCAACAUAUGGGUUAGACUCUGUGAAGAAAAAGUGCCUGGAAUGGCUCUUGAAUAACCUGAUGCCUCACCAGAGUGUGGCGCUCUUCAAAGACCUCAGCAUAAACCUCAUGAAACAGCUGAUUAGUUCUUCUGACCUACUUGUAGUGCAAGUGGAAAUGGAUGUGUACACCGCUCUCAAAAAGUGGAUGUUCCUCCAGCUAGUGCCUACUUGGAAUGGGUCUUUGAAACAACUCUUAACCGAAGCUGAUGCGUGGUUUGCCAGGCGCAGGAGAGAUUUUGAGGAUGACGUUGCCUUCCUGGAAUCGGAACAGGGGAAUGCGUUCCUGUCGGUGUUCACACACUUGAGAUUACAGUAUAUCAUCAGUGACUUGGCGUCAGCCAGAAUUAUUGAGAGAGAUUCCCUAAUGCCCUCAGAAUGGCUGUCCUCUGUUUACAAACAGCAGUGGCUUGCCGUGCUCAGAGCAGAACAAGGCAAUGAUAUUGGGCCUCAGGAAGUAAAUAAAGAGGAACUGGAAGGAAACAGCAUGAGGUGUGGUCGAAAACUUGCAGAGGGUGGCCAUUACUGCUGGCGGUGGACUGGGUUCAACUUUGGCUUUGACCUUCUUGUCACUUAUACAAAUGGUUACAUCAUUUUCAAGCGGAAUACGCUGGAUCAGCCGUGCAGUGGAUCAGUCAGUCUGCAGCCUCGGAGAAACAUAGCCUUCAGGUUACGUGUAACCUCUUUUGAUAGCAGCGGGAAAGUUACUUUCAGUAGAACAACAGGAUAUCAGAUUCUAACCUUUCAGAAGGACCAGGAGCAGAUAGUGAUGAAUUUGGACAGAAGCCUCCUGACCUUCCCGCUCUACAUCUUCUGUAACUUUUUGUACACAUCGCCAGAGAAGACGACCGACAGCGAGGCACUGCCAGAUAACUCAGAAACCUGAGACCUCUUUAUAUAUUAUAUAUCUAUAUAUUUUAUAUAUAUAUAUAUGGCCUUAGUAUACUCCUAUGCAUAUCUGAAAAGAUCAUCAGAAAUUGUGUAGGCCAAAACUAGUUAUCCCAUAUGUUUUUUUAAUUUCUGUUCUGCACCUGCAGACAGUAGCCAUUCCGUGGUUAAGAAAUGUUAGACUUUUUAUUUUCCUGGGUGAAAACUGAGCCAAAUGGGACAGGGGGAGUUUGUGUGAAUGACAUCUUACGAACUUUCCUGUCAGAUUCUGAGCACGCAUUGUAGGACGCGUGGUUUUUGUAGUGUCUUAUUUGUUUGUGGGUUGGUUUUUUUUUUUAAAUGACUGAUCUGUAAAUACCA